CUUGUUGAUGUGGACAGAGAGAAAGGCAGGGUGAGGCUUGUUGCGGCAGCUAAGGAAAGAAUGGGGAAAAGCCGAAAGCUUGAGUCAGGCAAGGGAUGGGAUUCAUGUGUUAGGGAGGUCUUUAAAUUUCGUUUAUUUCGGAGUGACGAAUAUAUACUUAAAGGCUUUUUUUCGUAUGCCGCUAACCUUUACAAAGUUCAAUGUUGCAGUGAAUCUCCAGUUAGCUAACCAUGGAUGGUUAGCUGCUAUCCGAGCUAGCUAGCAAACGUUAACGCUACAUGGCAGCGCAGUGCACCUGUCACCAGCUUUUUCUUCUUGAACCUCUUUAUUUCUUUGGCGUGUUAGUUAGGCACACUUGUUAGCUUCAUUUCUUCGUCAGUAUUCAAAGUGUGGAACGCCUCAGCCACCAUGGUGCGAAAACAACUGUUGGGCUGCCAAAGCUAGACAAAGAAGAUGAGUCAACGUUAGCUUGUACUCUCUGCUUCCAAAAUGCAUGUGUUGAAAACCAAUGAUAUCGGCAGGCGCUCUGUUGGAUAAUUAUAAACCCAAAUAGUCAGCUAGACCCGCAAAGAAGAAGAAAUGGCCUCCUCCAAAGCAAAGGUUGGAGUUACCCUCGAGAACAACUCCAUCAAAGAGAGUAAAAGCAACGCCAGCAAUUCAGUGAUGCCAGCUGGAGAAGCAUCACCCAAUAACCGGAUAUAUUGCCUUGAUGACCUGGAGACCAUUGCCACAGUUGGCACAGGAACCUUUGGCCGAGUCUUCCUGGUCAAGGACAAGAAGAGCAGGGCCUUCUACGCCCUCAAGCAGAUGAAAAUCCCCGACGUGAUCCGACUGAAGCAGGAGCAGCACGUCCACAAUGAGAAGGAGGUGCUGACAGAAGUCAACCACCCCUUCCUCAUCCGCCUGUUUUGGACCCACCAUGACGAGCGGUUUCUCUACAUGCUGAUGGACUAUGUGCCGGGCGGUGAGCUGUUCAGCUACCUCCGCAGCCGUGGGCGGUUCAGCAAUGCCACUGGCCUCUUCUACACCACAGAGAUUGUAUGCGCCAUUGAGUACCUCCACUCCAAAGAGAUUGUCUACCGUGACCUGAAACCAGAGAACAUCCUGCUGGACAGUGAGGGCCACAUCCGCCUGACCGACUUUGGCUUCGCUAAGAAGCUUUCUGACAGGACCUGGACGCUUUGUGGUACUCCUGAGUACCUCGCUCCCGAAGUCAUUCAAAGCAAAGGUCAUGGCCGAGCAGUGGACUGGUGGGCCUUGGGCAUUCUGAUCUUCGAGAUGCUGGCUGGAUACCCGCCAUUUUUUGAUGACAAUCCGUUUGGUAUCUAUCAGAAGAUCCUGGCUGGAAAGCUGGAAUUCCCACGGCAUCUGGAUUUCUACGUAAAAGACCUCAUCAAGAAAUUUCUGGUCAUUGACCGAGCCAGACGGCUAGGCAACAUGAAGAAUGGGACGGAGGAUGUGAAGAAGCACCGGUGGUUCAAGACGAUUGACUGGGAUGCAGUUCCUCUCAGAAAACUGAAGCCACCCAUAAUUCCUAAAGUUUCUCAUGAUGGCGACACCUCCAACUUUGAUGUCUAUCCUGAAGACGACUGGAAAAAAGACGCCCCAGUGCCUCAAAAGGACCUGGAGAUCUUCAAGAACUUCUAACCACUGAAUCAUUUAGGCAGUUGGUAUAUUUAUUGGUCAGAUAUCAUCCUUAUGAUAGAAGUCCUUUUAAAGUGAAUUCCCUUGUUGACAUUUUAGGAAUGACAAUGGCUCCUUUAUAAAGAACUCAAAAUGUUUGAUGCUGUGAUAUCAAAUAUCCUAUUACAAAUGCAUCAAGAUUUUUUUCAUAUUUUUAUUUAUCUUGGUACAGUCAAAUCUUUUUGUUUUAUCAUGUACUUUCUCUGAGCCUGUUCACAUUAUGCAAAAAAAAAAAAAGGUUCAUUUGAAACCAAACGACUGUUACUUCUUAUGUUCGUAAAACAGAGCAAUCAGGUCUUUUUUUAUAUUACCAUGUUUUAUAUUUUGAGAGGUUCUUUUGAAAACUUUAUGAAAAUUAAUGGUUAAGAAAGCUGUUUAUUCAUAUUUAAAUGUGUACAGAUUUAAUCCAGACUACAUCCUGCCUGCUAGUAUGUGUUGGCUGUACCAAUUAGCUGGUAAUGACUAGAGUGUAAUGCUUUGUCCCUCAAAGCUUUGUAAUUGUCAGCUGGCCAGUAGUCAUUAAAACGGGGGUUUCUAGACUCAUUGCAAAAAGCUUACAUGUGCGCAUUAGUCAGCCAUUUUAAUUGAAAACCCAAGACCAGUAGCACUUGUAAAAAGGUGCCUUACAUCACAGUUUGAUGGGCAUGAUGUCUUGAAAUUGUACUGUCUUCAGCUAUCUACCCACAGCACGAUACUAAACAAAGCUGUGCUGCUUGAACCUCCGACUCGUUGUAUAUGUGAAUUAGUAUCAUAGACAAAGGACUGUAUCUGGGUGCUGAAUUUACCGUCAUGUUUUUCCUCUUUCAGUCCACUUUUUGCCUGUACUUUCCCAUGAGGAGUGUCUCCAGAUCAUUCGCAGCCAAAGUGCUUUGUUAUUAUACUCACAACCAUACACGCACAUCUGUUCUAGAAACUGGACUUCCCAAGACACUCUGCACAUAACGAGUCAUCACUGGCAUUGUUCUCAUGCCUUUGAGACCAAAGCAGUUAUGUAAGGUGAAGACCCUGAGAAGUGUUUUUUGUUACAGUUUUUGGUAAAAUUGUGUUUAACGUGUAGGGUUACACCAAAUAUAUCAUUGUGAUGAUAUAUUGGAAUGAUGUUGGCCUUUCAAACCCCCUGUCUCCUCCCAAAAUACCCAAUAUCGGCCUGUCAGUGUCACUACCUGCCAAUAAUAAAGGGCGUGAGGAUAUGAUUUUACUCAAGGAAAAGCUGUAUUGAGACUUGCCUCACCCUGCCUUAAGGUGCUACUUACCCACUUCUAAUAGUUCCACAUGUAUGGCUUUCUGUGAGCAUACCAUGAUAGUCUAAAUGCUGUGCAUUAAGCUUUUCUGCUCUGACCACAAGAAGAUGCUGGAGGGAACACUAAAUACUUGUAAAUUACUUAAAAUACUUGUUUUCCUCUUUAUUUACCAUAAAGGUAGUUAAAUCUAGGUUACUGACAAAAUAUCAACAGUGAGCAGCUUCAAUCCAAAUAUAUUGGUACAAGUGUCUACCUUCAAAAAUGCAAAUGGCUUGAAUCUAAGUAUAUAAUCUGUGUACUGACAAGACGCUAGCCUGGUUCCAGGCCCGUGAAUUACAUGUUCACUUACAUAAACUAACACUAGCUAACAUGAGAAAAUGGAUGAUCAAGUAGAUAGAUACUGCUCUUGACGUCUUAAAUAAAAACUAAAAACACUCCAAGCAGAGCAGCAUUGUGCGCUGAAGGCAUUUCUGAAAGCAUUCUGAGGCAUUUAUGUUUUUUUGUGUUCUGCCGAUGGGAUUUGGCAUAAGUUUAAUUAAAAUUUUCAACUAACCCAGCUGGAAAGGGCCCCCCGUCUCUGUUAGAAUGAGCUUGUCUCUGCUGCAGGGAGAUAGUUUACGUGGCUAGUGCGUUGUUAGCCUCAAAUUAGACUAACAACAGGCAGCUAGGGAAACUAACUCCCUGGAACAGAGCUAGAAUUAUGUUUUUCAGUGGCUUUUUGGCAAUGUAGAACCCUUUCACCAACAAAUUGACUUGGCAUAAACAGCACAAAGUCAAGUCAGUUUUUAUUUGUAUGGCCCAACAUCACAAAUUACAAAUUUGCCUCAAGGGGCUUCACAGCAAUACAACAUCCCCUUGUCCUAAGACCCUGACAUCAGAUGAGGAAAAAAGGAAGAGACAUUGACAUUUUUGUAUCUUGGCUGAAGUUGCUAAGUUAGCCCUGUAAACUGGCUAACACGGCUCCUGUGGUUAGUGUAAUUCAAAUUCCUCUGCCUACACAAGUCUAACACAGGCAAUUUCAGUCUUAAUAAUGUAGUAUUCAGUUUGAAUAUCAAGCUAACAUAACACCCUUUGUGGCAUUAAUAGGCUCCAAAAAAGUUUACAGUUACUGAAGUGUGAAUUUUUACCUGUGAAUUGAAUUCUCUCCUUUGUGCCGUGCACAGGAUCAUAUGUAUGGACGUGCUGGCCAUGACUAAACUGUAUUAGACAUCCCAUUCAAUAACAGCUCCUCAUCUCCCUCCUUAGAUCUAGGUUUUCCAGAUUAGCAUUACAAUGAUCACUGCUCUAAACACUACUUUGUAUUUAAGGCUUUCUGCUAAGUAGAGAAACUUGGAGUGCGCCCCGUAUGGAGCUUGUCCUUUUAGUGUGAUUUUUGUACAAUGCAUGUAUUGUCUGUAGCAGUCCCGCUCAAACCCCAUUUUUGUGGCAUUAAUUGUUUCACCCAGGAAUAUAUUUUAUAAUUAACAACCUUUGCCUUGAAAAAAAAAACCCACAACAGAACGCAUUUUGUUCAAUUGUUUGUUUUUUUCCUGGUAGGAACAAUCAUCCAUCAUUUUCUAUCCAGUUCAUACCAAUGCCUUUUAAUAUUACUCCCUUUGUAACUUUCAUUACAGAACUUAAAGCAAUGGCCAGUCUUUGUAAAAUGGGUAAAAACGCCAACGUUUGGAGAUGUUUUGAAAAAAUGACACAUCGAGGAAUAAACAUGUUGUCUUA
Myripristis murdjan (pinecone soldierfish) is the source of this 4637-nucleotide messenger RNA. RefSeq names its product protein kinase X-linked (gene prkx). Gene Ontology annotation, cellular component: cAMP-dependent protein kinase complex; cytosol. The transcript is spliced from 8 exons. Gene Ontology annotation, biological process: protein phosphorylation. Gene Ontology annotation, molecular function: ATP binding; cAMP-dependent protein kinase activity. Bases 580 to 1647 code for a protein of 355 amino acids. NCBI's taxonomy places the organism in Eukaryota, Metazoa, Chordata, Actinopteri, Holocentriformes, Holocentridae. The record is from RefSeq and is a predicted model, not a curated record.